Messenger RNA from Lichtheimia ornata, 546 nucleotides. RefSeq lists its product as uncharacterized. The transcript is spliced from 2 exons. The record is from RefSeq and is a predicted model, not a curated record. Bases 1 to 546 code for a protein of 181 amino acids. NCBI's taxonomy places the organism in Eukaryota, Fungi, Mucoromycota, Mucoromycetes, Mucorales, Lichtheimiaceae.
AUGUUGUUCCUUGUUACAAGCAAAGGUGGUGUAGACUCCUCUUAUUAUCACUCUUCCAAUGUCGCUGAAACAACGCCGCAUGAGACACCAUCAGGAUACAUCCAUGAUCUUUUCCCGGUUGUCCUUGUCAGCCUUGUCAUUAUCACGUCGUUGUAUGGGAUUGUAGCAGCAAUGGUUUUUAUAUGGGCCAAGUAUGGAUGGCACAAUGCUCAUGCAGCAGCCGAUGAUGUGGAACGACAAAAGCAACGACAUCCAGAGAUAGCCUGUUAUGGUGCGUUAGAGAGAUCAACUACCUAUUAUGAUUGGAAUCGGCCUCCACCCUACAGACACCACAAACCAUCAUUCAACCCGAUAAGAUACCCACCCAAUGUGAGACGCUUCUAUCACAACAGUGUUCUACCAAAGAAUCAUCCGCGCCACCACCCAAUGUCACAUCCAUCUUCUCUGCUGACCAUGGAAGAACGGCAAAACCAUUGGCACAAAAGACGUGAUGCUUUGUUGAAAAAGUUUGCUGCACCCACUACUACCACCACCACCACCAAUUAA